AUGCCUAGCGGCAAGGGAUACAACAUCACGUCCUCGGGGACCAACAGCCAGGUAAGGAUCACCCGCAAUGGCUCGUACUACUACUCCAACCCCAAUGGCAGUACCUACUACAACAACGGCCAGGGUGGUUCCACCUACACCUCGUCCAGUGGACAGAGCUACUCCGGCGGCUCUGGCAAGAAAACUGCUGCCGUGUUUACUCGCCUGGUAGCAGUAGUUUGCGGCAACAUGGUAGCUGUUCACAGCAGAGAGGAAUGA
This is a messenger RNA of Neoarthrinium moseri, 258 nucleotides long. RefSeq lists its product as uncharacterized. The transcript has 3 exons. The record is from RefSeq and is a predicted model, not a curated record. The coding region runs from base 1 to 258 and encodes 85 amino acids. Lineage: Eukaryota; Fungi; Ascomycota; Sordariomycetes; Amphisphaeriales; Apiosporaceae.